Messenger RNA from Glycine soja, 3634 nucleotides. Its product is annotated as topless-related protein 1-like. Bases 330 to 3494 code for a protein of 1054 amino acids. The transcript has 25 exons. Gene Ontology annotation, molecular function: protein binding. Gene Ontology annotation, biological process: regulation of DNA-templated transcription. Lineage: Eukaryota; Viridiplantae; Streptophyta; Magnoliopsida; Fabales; Fabaceae. The record is from RefSeq and is a predicted model, not a curated record.
UUCCAAACAUAAAUGUGAUGGAGGUGGCUGCAGACCAUUAUACCAUGAUCCGUGUCAUCUCUUGGUCUUUAUUUUUGUGCUUCAGUUUCAGUUGUGAAUGGCCCCAAACCCAAUUUUUUUUUUCCUUUUCAAUUUGACCUUCCAAUGGCAACGUUUUAGGAUCUGAUUUAGUGCCUUCUUUACUUUACCUUUUUCUGGUGAUUGUCGAAUCUUUUUUCCCAUAAUCAAAAGCCCAACCAAAAGGACUGAGAAUUUGAAGAAACAAGGUUGUUUGCAAGUUUUCUCUGUCCAAUUGGGUUGGUAAUCCGAAACAAACAAACAGGUUUGUAAUGGAGAAGUCUAUUCUGAAUAAAGAGCUUGUUUUCUUAAUUUUACAGUUUCUUGAUGAGGAGGGUCUCAAGGAAACUGCACACAAGCUUGAGCGUGAAAGUGGGAUAUACUUUGACAUGAAGUAUUUCGAGGACAUGCUACUUGCUGGGAAAUGGGAUGAUUCUGAGAGGUACCUUUCUGGAUUCACGAGGGUUGAUGACAACAGACACUCAACCAAAGUAUACUUUGAAAUCAGGAAACAGAAAUUCCUUGAAGCAUUGGAUAUGGACGAUCGAGCCAAGGCUUUGGAUAUCCUCAUCAAGGAUCUGAAAGUUUUUUCCUCAGGGCAUGAAGAACUGUUCAAUGAAAUGACCCAGCUUUUGAUAAUUAACAAUAUAAGGGAGCAUGCAUCACUUUCAACAUAUGGAGAUACAAAUUCUGUAAGGAAGAUUGUGGCGGAUGAUAUUAAGAAAGUCAUUGAGGCAAAUCCUGUGUUCCAUGGAAAAUUGAAAUGCCCUGUUUUUAAAAGUCAGAGGUUACGUUAUCUUCUGAACCAAAGUUUGAAUUGGCAGCAUCUACUUUGUAAAGAUCCACUUCCAGUUCCUGGUGUAAAAACCCUCUUGGAGGACCAUGUUUGCAAACCAAGUUUGAACCUUUCAUCUCUGCAAUCAGAAGAAAGUGAUUCAAUUGAAAACUCUGAUUCUGAUCAACAUUUGUCAAACCAUAAUUCUGGUCCAUCUACUAUAACUGAUUCUGUACCCUUUCCUGCCACACUAACAAAUCCAGAAACUACAAUGGAGGAUCCUAGUGUAAUAUCACUCAAAGGAAGGCAAUGCCAGACUUCCAAUGAGGUGACGUCGGCCAUAGCAAAUGUUCUUCCUGAAAAUGUUGUUCAGAUGUUGAAAGAGGAUUCACUUCCUGUUACCAUGGACUUUCAUCCUAUCGGGCAUACACUUCUUCUAGUUGGAACAAAUAUUGGCAGUAUAGGACUUUGGGAUGUUAAUUCUGGGGAGAAAUUGUUCUCUGAAAACUACAGAAUAUGGGGUAUCGGAGCAAGCUCCAUCAAUUUCAAGGAAGCUCAGGAAAAGGACUUUCGUGUUUCAGUUAAGAAAAUCAAGUGGAGCCCUGACGGUUCACUGUUUGGGGUUGCAUUUUCCAAACAUUUUGUUCAAUUAUAUUCCUAUCAUCAUGGAAAUGACAUCAUUAGCCAACAUUUACAAAUUGAUGCUCAUGAUGGUAGUGUCAACGAUCUAGCAUUUUCUUCUCUUAAUAAGCAAUUGUUGGUCAUAACAUGUGGAGAUGACAAGAAAAUAAAGGUCUGGGAUGCUGUUAGCGGUGUCAGAUGUUAUACUUUUGAAGGUCACGAUGCUCCUGUUUGUUCUAUUUGUCCUCAUGUGAAGCAACAUGUUGAUUUUAUUUUUUCAACUUCAACCGACGGAAAGAUUAAGGCAUGGUUAUAUGAUUCUUUGGGAGCCAGAGUAGAUUUUGAUGCCCCUGGUUAUGGUUACACUACAUUGGCUUACAGUGCUGAUGAUAACAGGCUUUUUUCUUGUGGAACUGGGAAAGAUGGAGAGCCGUAUCUUGUGGAAUGGGAUGAAAGUGAAGGAUAUAUAAAAAGAACAUACAAGGGACUUAAGAAACCAUGCUUUUCUGCCAUCCAUUUUGAUUCAACUCAGAAAGGACUUUUGGCUGCUGGUGAUGGCCACAAGGUUAAAUUUUGGAAUAUGGACAGUGUUGAGCUCUGGACAAGCACUGAUGUUGAUGCUGAAUUACUGGAAAAUCCAUGCAUUCGCUUUAACAAGAAGGGAACAUUACUGGCUGUUGCUGCAAAAGGAAACAAAAUAAAAAUUUUAGCAAUUGAUGACAUUUUGCAGAAACAGAAUGAAACACAUUCAAUUCAUGUCCCCAAUAAUCAACAUGAAGCCUUAAAGUGUACACAAAGUCCAAUUUUGGUUGAUGCUGGUGCUGGAGUCGCAGGUGAAGGCAUUGUCAUGAAUGGGUACCAAAAAGGCUUGGAGGAUGGGAGGUAUAAUUCAAUUGAAGAGUCCCAUAACAACUCAAAGUUUUGGAAUGUCUCAGAAAUUUGUGAGCCAUCCCAGUGCCAGUUCUUGCAGCUUCCAGUUCAUCCCAAAAUAAACAAGAUAGUUAGACUGACUUACACCAAUGCGGGAAAUGGCAUUUUGGCAUUGACAUCAAAUGGUGAUCAUCUUCUUUGGAAAUGGCCUCGUGAUAACCUUAACUUGGAUGGCAAGGCGACUGCACAAGUUUCCCCUCACAUCUGGCAAUCAAGGAGUGGCUUGCAAUUGAUGAGCAAUAAACUAACAAGUUCUUACAGUGGAGUCCCAGUUUCCUGUUUUUCUUUAUCAAAGAAUGAUUCAUAUCUCAUGUCAACAUCUGGGGGGGCAAUCUCCUUGUUUAACAUGUUGACUUUUAAGACUGUGACGACUAUCAUGACUCCACCACCUAUGGCAACUUGUCUCACCUUCUACCCUCGUGAUAAUAAUAUACUUGCUGUUGGUAUGGAUAAUUACAGUAUAAUUAUAUACAAUGUCCGUACUAAUAAGAUUAUAAGCAAGCUUGAGGGCCACUCCAAAAGAGUUACUGCCCUUGCCUUCUCAAGUAGUUUUGAUCUUCUUGUUUCUGGUGAUAUAAAUGCUCAGAUUUUUGUAUGGAACACCAAUGAAUGGAAAAAACAGAAAGAUGGAAGUUUGCAAAUACAUGGACAGAAGGUGCCAGAAGUGCUAUCUGACACUCACAUUCAGUUUCACCUAUACCAGAGGCACUUCCUUGCUGUAAGAAGUAAUUAUCUUGCAAUGUAUGAAGCAAUAGAGCUAAAAUGCUGUAACCAGUGGGUUCCAGAAGUUUCAAUGGCUAUCUCCCAAGCAACUUUCUCAUUUGAUGGCCAGGCUGUGUAUGCCAGUUUUGUUGAUGGAGCUGUGGCAAUAUUUGAUACUUUGAAACUCCAAAUGCGUUGUAGGAUUAAUCCCUCAGCUUAUCUUUCUACAACUCCAAGUUCAAGCAUCUAUCCACUUGCCAUUGCUGCACAUCCACAGAAGCCAAGCCAGUUUGCUGUGGGGCUCACAGAUGGUAGGGUUAUUGUGUUUGAGCCUCAGAAGACAGGAGAAGACUGGAGCAAGUUUAGCCUUGAUGAUGAGGCAAUCAAACAGGGUUGUGGGAGUGAGUGAGCAGUGUCAGAGGUGAAAUGAGAUAAAAAAAAAAAGACUAGAAAAUAAAAUAAUAAUAAAAGUGGUUACUGUUGCUUUUCAUUAUCAAUUGUUAUAUAUUUAUCUUCUUAAAUUAUCCUUAAUUACAUGGUUUUGCUAUA